AUGCUCAUUGCUCCACCUUGGGUUUAUCUUACUUCUCUUACGCAAAAUGCCGGAAUACCAUUUAAAAGUUGCUGGAGAACUGCAUUAUUGAAUAAUAAUGAACAAACUUUUUAUUUAUUUGGUGGAUUCAUGCGUAAUAAUCUAAAUCAAGACGCUUUUGUUUCAAAUGUUCAUUCAUUUAAUUUAAAUUGCUUAUCGUGGAGUAUACCUUAUAUCGAAGGAACCACACCAGAAAGACGAAGUAUGAAGGGUGUUAUUGAUAAUACUGGAAAAAUAUAUAUUUUUGGUGGAUAUAUUGAUAAGACUUUAGCUAGUAAACCAACUACGCAAUAUUUUACCGUAACUAUGUUAUCUAAUGGAGCUAUUGUAUAUAUUGGAGGUUUAGUGUUAAUAGAGGACACUCUAAGAAUAGUUGAUAUUAAAAAUAUUAAUUUAUAUGAUACAAAGUCUCAAAUUUGGUCU
This is a messenger RNA of Funneliformis geosporum, 462 nucleotides long. Lineage: Eukaryota; Fungi; Glomeromycota; Glomeromycetes; Glomerales; Glomeraceae. The record is from the annotation of a GenBank genome assembly.